AUGCUCAUUGCUUCUUCUUCCACCUUCUUCCCCGUCGCAACUCCCCCUCCAACUUCCUCAUUCCCACCUCGUUCUUCUUCUUCUACUGCUUCCUUCCCCUUUCUUCCUCCUUCUCUCAGAGGCUGCGCUUGCAGAGCCAUACUCAGCACCCACACCACCCAGAAGGAGAAGAACGGCAUGCUCGGAGCUCGUUCCUCUGAUUUGGAUCAACUUUCUGGUUUGACUGCUUUGUCCCCAUUGGAUGGCCGCUAUUGGGGGAAAGUUAAGGAAUUGGCUCCUUUUAUGAGUGAGUAUGGCCUCAUCUAUUAUAGGGUUCUUGUUGAGAUAAAAUGGUUGUUGAAGCUGUCUCAGAUACCUGAAAUUGUUGAGGUUCCGAGUUUCAGUGAAGAUGCCAAGUCUUAUUUACAAGGCGUGAUUGAUGGCUUUAGCGUGAGUGAUGCCUUAGACAUAAAGAAUAUUGAGAAGGUGACUAAUCAUGAUGUUAAGGCAGUGGAGUACUUCUUGAAACAAAAAUGCCAAUCGAAUGCUGAAGUGGCUAAGGUGCUUGAAUUUUUUCACUUUGCUUGCACGUCUGAGGAUAUAAAUAACCUCGCCCAUGGGUUGAUGCUGAAAGAAGCAAUGGGAUCUGUCAUGUUUCCUGUCAUGGAUAAAAUAAUUAAAUCCUUGUGUAACAUGGCUAAAGAUAAUGCUCAAGUCCCAAUGCUUUCUCGCACUCAUGGACAGCCAGCUUCACCAACAACUUUGGGAAAGGAAAUGGCUAUAUUUGCUGUGAGAUUAAGCAGAGAAAGGAAGGAAUUAUCUCAGGUUGAGUUUUUGGGGAAAUUCGCUGGUGCGGUUGGAAAUUAUAAUGCACAUGUUGUUGCAUACCCUGAUGUUAACUGGCCUCAAAUUGCAGAAGAGUUUGUAAAAUCUCUUGGAUUAAGUUUUAAUCCUUAUGUUCCUCAGAUUGAAACUCAUGACUAUAUGGCAAAGCUAUUUCAUUCGCUCAUCCAGUUCAACAAUAUAUUAAUUGACUUUGAUAGAGACGUAUGGGGCUAUAUAUCCUUGGGUUAUUUUAAGCAGAUCACAAAGGCUGGGGAGAUUGGGUCGUCAACUAUGCCUCACAAAGUGAAUCCUAUUGAUUUUGAAAAUAGUGAAGGUAAUCUAGGUGUUGCUAAUGGAGGUCUGUCUCAUCUAAGCAUGAAAUUGCCGAUUUCACGUUGGCAGAGGGACUUGACUGAUUCAACUGUCUUACGGAACAUGGGUGUAGGAAUUGGUCAUUCCCUUCUUGCUUACAAAAGCACACUUCAAGGAAUAGGAAAGCUUCAGGUUAACGAAGCUCGCUUGAGUGAAGACUUGAAACAAUGCUGGGAGGUGCUAGCUGAACCAAUACAAACUGUUAUGCGAAGAUAUGGUGUUCCGGAGCCUUAUGAGAAGUUAAAAGAGCUUACCAGAGGGAGAGCGGUUACAAAAGAGAGCAUAAGAGACUUCAUUGAAGGCUUAGAUAUUCCGCAAGCUGCAAAGACGAAUCUGUUAAAGUUGACACCGGAUACUUACAUUGGAGCAGCAGUAGAAUUGGCGCGAACUGUGGAACACGCAGUGGAUUUGUUUUGAAUCGAAUACAAAAAAAAAAUUCUCAAAACUAGCAAUUAGAGCAGUUUGCUGCAGAACUGCCAAGGCAUUUCUGUCAUAGAACCUCACCAACCAAGGGUGAUUAUUAGUUGCUUGAAAGAACAUUUUAAUUACAUGCUGCACAUCGUUGUAGAAGAGGACAUAAUGUUCCCUGAUUAUGAAAAACUAUAGGGAAUAAGGGAUUUUGGAAGUGAUAGGCAAAUUGUAUUAUAGAUUUUCAUGCUUCAGAAAGGCCUGAAAAAUAAGGAAAUAGGUUUUGAAGUCUUCUAUUGGAGUCAA
Arachis duranensis is the source of this 1890-nucleotide messenger RNA. RefSeq lists its product as uncharacterized. Gene Ontology annotation, molecular function: N6-(1,2-dicarboxyethyl)AMP AMP-lyase (fumarate-forming) activity. The record is from RefSeq and is a predicted model, not a curated record. The transcript has 9 exons. NCBI's taxonomy places the organism in Eukaryota, Viridiplantae, Streptophyta, Magnoliopsida, Fabales, Fabaceae. Gene Ontology annotation, biological process: IMP biosynthetic process. Bases 1 to 1593 code for a protein of 530 amino acids.